AUGAAUACUUAUCGUGCUCCGGACACACAGAAAGAAAUACACAGCUGCUCCGCGAUAUCUCCACCUGUAUAUUUAGUUGCAACUUCCAGUGAAAUAUUUCUUUGGCAUUCACUAAAUCACCAAGUAUGUUAUUUGCAUCAUCAUGACAAACAGAUUUAUGAAACGCUUACUCUCAGCACCGAAUUAAAAGCUGUCUGUGUUUCUCCAGAUCUUUCAAAAAUAGUUGUCUUAACUGGCGAUGGUAUUGUUCGUAUUCUUUCUUCAACACUUGAAACUAUAUCUAACUUUUCUCUGUACGAGGAAGGAUUCGGAUCAGCUCUACCAGUUUCUCUGGGUUGGGGUAAAAAAGAAACUCAGUUUCAUGGCUCGGAAGGCAAAGAAGCAGCUUUAGCGAAACAGAUUCUACCAGUUUCAAACAGUCAAUACGAUGACGGUCGUUUUGAAAUUGCUUGGCGUGAUGAUGGUCUUUAUUUCGCUGUAUCAUGGCUUGAUCCAUUGACAGAGAAUCGUAGACGUAUACGCGUUUACAAUGAUACUGGUGAAUUGUUUUCCACAACUGAAAUAACGAAUAUGAUUUCUCCGGGACUUUGUUGGAGACCUCGUGUUCAGCUAAUUACAACGACCCAACGACGCGAAGGUCAUGGAUUAGAUAUUAUAUUUUUCGAAUCGAACUCUCAACCUCAUGGAGAAUUCGAACUGAUUGGAGAUGAAUCUGAAAAGUUUUAUCAAGUGGAAUCUAUCCUAUUUAAUUCAACCGGUUCAAUUUUGGCAGUGCUGUGCAGGGGAACUCAAAACCACCCUUGGUUUAUUCGACUAUUAACUUGUUCUAAUUAUCAGUGGUCAAUAAAACAGCAUUUCUGUAUACCUGACAACUCACCGUUAAAUUAUAAUAAAAUUUCCAAUAUCUCAUUAGCAUGGGAUCAUCAUGCUUAUAGUACAGAUUUGUCAACUCUUUAUUGUGCUAUAUCAAUCAAUGAAUUGUUGUCUAAUGAAAAUCAAGUUAACGGCAAGACAUUGUUACAGUGUUGGAAAAUGAACAACAUGUAUAAUUCAUCAUGUAUAAUAACAAAUUCCAGUGUAAAUACAACAUCGUUGAAUUCUGGUCUUGUUGCUAUGAUCAAUGGAAAUACCGUUGAAAUGAGCUGUUUUGCUUAUUCAGUUAUUCCACCUCCAAUGUUUGCAGUACGACUGGUGUUUGAUUCAGAUGGUGCAGAUCGACCCGAUAAGACACCAUGUAAUUUCGUGCCAUUUGUUUCGUCUGUAUCUAUUCCCAGUUUAUGGUUGGAAGAUGAAUCGCAUUCGUCCAACGGUGUUAUGUCCAUGUUAGUUCAAACAGUUAACUGUCAGUCAUCAAAAAAAAUGUUCCCAAAUACUUAUUUCAUUACUAUUACAAAUGGAACCUCUUUAGAGAAGGAGUCAUUUUGUAAUGGUGAGGUGUACGCUGAAUGGCAUAAUGGACAACAGAAUAUUGUACCUUGGCCAAAAACUGUUGUUAAAAUCGACAUGGAUCAGUUGUUCAGUGAAUGCAAUGAAAAUGACGAAUCGUUGAAAUGUUCAAUUCUGAAUGAAUUUAAACAGAAAAAUAUUUAUUUAUUUAACUCAUUGAGUUGUUUCACAUGGUUAAGUCUAUAUGAAGUAUGCUUUAUUGCUGCAGAUGGUCUACUGUUAGGUUAUUUGAAUUUGAAAAAUCUAUAUGCUGAUUUUAAUGGUGAUGUAAAUGGACGUUGGUUACUCAAAGCAUCUUCUUUAUCUGGUCAAGGAUUUAAAACACUCAUUGCAAGAAAUGAUAGUAAAUUUGCCAGAAUAACUACUCUCUGUUCCACAAAUGAUGGACGUGUUUGUGUUCAAAUGUCCAAUGGUACUGUUUUUGUUUAUCCACUUCAAGAUCUAUUAAAUAGUAAUUGCUGUUAUGAAAUUAUACAAUCGAAUGAAUUCCCUAUGGAUAAUUUACAACAUUCUUCUUACAGUCCAUUAAAUUGUACAAUACAAUUUCCAUCUAAUUGUGAUCAAUUAUUAUGUAUACCAGUAUUUGAUCAAUACAAUAAUAAUACUAUUCCAUUGAAUCCCUCUAUAAUAGUCAAUUGUUCACAAUCAUAUUCUACUUUAAUUCUACUUGGUUUCAAUAAAUCAACACAUCGUUUAUUUGGUGCUGUAUUGCCAAAAAAUAAAAUGGCACAUUUUCAACAAAGUGAUAUUAUUGCAAUGAAUCUUACCGAUUGUUGUUCUUCAUUCAUUGGUUUAUCUGAUUAUUUGAUUGUAACUAGUAUAAAAAAACUUUUAAUCUGUGUCUCACUAUUAUUCAAUUCAUCUCAAAUUAAUGAUCCAAAUAGUCUUUUAAAAGAAUUACUUUCACGACUGAACAUUCCAUCAGAAUUAGACAUUAGUACAGGUAAACCGCCGCGUAAUUGGUAUAAUGACAAUUUACAUCCAAUUGAAUCUGGUUCAGUCAUAGUCACAGCGAUACCAAAUGACACGAAAGUGAUAUUACAAAUGCCACGUGGCAACCUAGAAGAAAUUCAUCCACGUGCUCUUGUACUGGCAUAUUUAUGCAAAUUAUUAAAUAGUAAACAAUAUGAACAAGCUGUUAAAAUGAUGCGUCGUCAUCGAAUCAAUUUCAAUCUCUUACAUGAUCAUAAUCCAAAUUUAUUUUUAUCAAAUAUUAAACAAUUUUUACAGUCAAUUGAAGAUCCUGAUUUGAUUACAUUAUUUAUAUCGGAUCUUGUUGAUGAAGAUGUAACAGAAACAAUUUAUCAUAAAUUUUAUUCUAAAUCUUCUGAGCAUCAUCAAUCAACUUCUACAGUUUCUAAACUUGAACGAAUAACUGAUAUUCUCAUUGACGAAAUGGAAAAGUAUAAUUCUACCAAGUUAAUUGUACCAAUAAUAACUUGUUAUGCAAAAAAAGUUCCACCAAACUAUGAAGCUGCAUUGUUAAGAUUAAAACGUUUACACGAAAACGGAGAUAUCAAUACCUGGAAUAGUGGAUUACGUCAUUUACAAUAUUUUGCUACACCAAUUGAAUUAUAUAAAGUUGCUCUAGGCACAUAUGAUUUAAAUUUCGCUACGACAAUGGCACAACGUACACAAUUAGAUCCAAAAGAAUAUUUAGCUGAAUUAAAUGAAUUGAAUUCUUUAACAAACGAUUUGGAAAAAUCUCAAUGUAAUACCAUUGAAGAAGCUUCGGCUUAUCAACGAUUUAAAAUUGAUCAUAGUUUGAAAAAAUAUUCAAAAGCUGUUUUACAUUUGAUCGAAUCUGGUUGUCAACACAAAGCUGAAUUGUUAUCUUACGUGAAAGCACAUCAUUUGUACUCACAAGUGACUGAAGUGUUACCACAAAAUUCUGAAGAAUUCAAGAUUAUUUGCCAAUUGUGGGCGGAUUAUUUAAUUUCUUCGCAAAAUUUAGUUUAUGCUGGUCAAAUUUACAUGAAAGGUGGAUUUUAUGGUUUAGCUGCAAAAGCAUUUUUAUCUGCAACUAAUACACAAUUAUGGUGUAUUGCAGCUGCUAACAGUCGACAAUUGAAUGAUAAAACUAAUACUGAUUUAUCUAAUGAUAACUAUUUAAGUAACACAGAGAUACGUACUCAAGCACAAAGGUUGGCAGCUCGAUUGAAAGAUCUUAGACGUCAUCAGGAAGCUAUUCAGAUAUAUAUUGACUUUUUAGAGGAUCCAAUAAUGGCUAUAAGAACAGCUUGUGAAAGUUUCCUAUGGAUGGAUGCUCAUCGAUUAGCAUUAUUAUAUAAUAAACAGGAAUUUUUAAAUCAAAUUCUUAAAUCAUCUCUAAUGCAACAUUAUUCUAUGUUGAAUGAACAAUUGACUAAAUCCAUUGAUACAUAUGAUAAACUAUACGAUCGAUUAAUUACUCUACGUCGAUUACAUAAAGAACAGGCAGAAACACAACGAUUUAUUCAAAUGCAUGGUGAUAGAGAAUAUUUUGAUGAUAACUUCUCUGAAUCCGAUAUCAAUUCAGAUACGAGUAGUAUGUCUGGAGAAAGUAUAACCAGUUCAAUGAGUCGAAUAAGUUUACGCACAUCAGCAUCGAAAAAAUCCGGGCGUUCAACAAAAGCUAAACGAAAACUAGAUGCAAAGAAAUGGAGUUCAAAACCAGGUAGUAAAUAUGAAGAAGUUGGUCUGUUGCAUGAAUUAACACAAUCAAUCGAAUCGGGUCAAUCACUUGCCAACGAAGUUAUGGAUUCACUUACGGAAUUUUGGCAUACAAAUAUGUUUGGAGAAGGUCGUACACUGAUACGCUCGACUAAUGAGUUAUUAAGGAAGCAGAAACAAGGACUGUCAUCUAUAUGGGAUGAUUGGAUAACUGGCAAAUGCACUGCAGAAGAUAAUGAGCAACAGUUUUUUGGCCGAAAAAGAUAUCCUAUUCAAGAAACAUUUUUGUGUUUCCCGCCAAAAAUGAAACGGACUAUUAUUGAAUGUUGUGUAUAUUGA
Molecule: messenger RNA, 4437 nt
Organism: Schistosoma turkestanicum
Lineage: Eukaryota; Metazoa; Platyhelminthes; Trematoda; Strigeidida; Schistosomatidae
Source: the annotation of a GenBank genome assembly